Molecule: messenger RNA, 990 nt
Organism: Plectropomus leopardus (leopard coralgrouper)
Lineage: Eukaryota; Metazoa; Chordata; Actinopteri; Perciformes; Serranidae
Source: RefSeq, a predicted model, not a curated record
UGUCCCUGUGUCUCUCCAGAGGACAACCAGCCCUACCUAUCCGUCCCCUGCAGUGACCACAAGAUCACCAGCGCUGUUUGGGGACCCCUGGGAGAGUUUGUCAUCGCUGGCCACGAGAACGGAGAGUUCAACCAGUUCAGUGCCAAGUCUGGAGAGAUCCUGAAGAAGGCCAAAGAGCACACCAAGCAGAUCAACGACAUCCAGACAUCCGUGGAUCUCACCAUGUUCAUCAGCGCCUCCAAGGACAACACCGCCAAGCUGUUUGACUCCACUUCUCUGGAUCACAUCAAGACUUUCAAGACAGAGAGACCCGUCAACUCUGCUGCCAUCUCCCCCAUCAUGGAUCAUGUGGUGAUGGGAGGAGGACAGGAGGCCAUGGAGGUCACCACCACCUCCACCAGGAUCGGCAAGUUUGAAGCCAGGUUCUUCCAUGCUGCCUAUGAAGAGGAGUUUGGCAGGGUCAAAGGUCAUUUUGGCCCCAUUAACUGUGUGGCAUUCCACCCUGAUGGCAAGAGUUACAGCAGCGGAGGAGAGGACGGAUACGUAAGGAUUCAUUACUUUGACCCACAGUACUUUGACUUUGAACUGGAGGCGUGAACAGUGAGGCUCCUCAAUCCCACAGCGAACAUCACAUCAGUCCAGACAGGAAGAAGAAAUACCGGACUGACGUGCAUUUACAGUCUGCUAACCACCUCGCCUCUUCCCUUCAUCUGAACCGAUCUGAAGUCAGUAAGCGUAUCACAGAUUACUUCAAAUAAAGGUAAAGAGGUGUUUUUCUAACGUCACGUGGAGACUGUCCUGGUGGUGGUAGCAGGAGUUGUUUUUGUACCCUGGACCUGCAGAGUGUUUGUGACUGGACUUACAAACCCACACUCCCCGAUUCCCACCUCUAUUUAAUCUGAUUCUACUAAUUAGUAGAGUUUGAGUUAUUGAUAUAUUUUCUGUUGUAAGCCAUUCCAUCUAAAGUCACCAUAAAAUUUCUGAAUUCAA